This is a messenger RNA of Octodon degus (degu), 818 nucleotides long. It is a transcript of the gene Mrps23, whose product is annotated as mitochondrial ribosomal protein S23. Gene Ontology annotation, molecular function: structural constituent of ribosome. Gene Ontology annotation, biological process: translation. The record is from RefSeq and is a predicted model, not a curated record. Gene Ontology annotation, cellular component: ribosome; mitochondrion. The coding region runs from base 45 to 596 and encodes 183 amino acids. The transcript is spliced from 5 exons. Lineage: Eukaryota; Metazoa; Chordata; Mammalia; Rodentia; Octodontidae.
CCGGUUCCGGUUGCUGCCGGUCGUCUCGGGUCCCACGCGCGGGCAUGGCUGGGAGCCGGCUGGAAACCGUGGGGAGCGUGUUCGCGCGGGUACGGGACCUGCUCCGGGCUGGGGUGUUGAAGGAGAAGCCUCUCUGGCUUGACAUAUACAAGGCCUUUCCGCCGCUGAGGGAGCCAGUCUUCCGAAGGCCCCGCCUGCGGUAUGGCAAAGCCAAGGCACUCGUCCAGGACAUCUUGUACCACGAAGAUCGGAUCAGAGCGAAAUUUUAUUCUGCCUAUGGAUCUGGUCAAAAGGCUUUUGAUCUCUUCAAUCCAAACUUCAAAUCUACCUGUCAGCGGUUUGUGGAGAAGUACACCGAGCUGCAGAACCGUGGAGAAACAGACGAAGAGAAGUUGUUUGUGGAAACAGGAAAAGCUUUAUUGGCAGAAGGUGUCAUUUUAAGACGAGUAGGAGAGGCAAGGGCUCAACAGGGAGGUAGCCACGUGCUUGCCAGAUCCCAAGCUGCGUCAGACAGAAACCAGCCCAAGGAAGAAGUCAGUGAGGACCAGCAUUCGGAGGCUCCUGAGCAGCAGUCGAAAGGUCUCCCCACUCCCUGAAGGACCUGUAUACCGUGUAUACAAGCAGCGUGCUGUGCGCUGCAGGGAGCGAGCUGUUUUUAACACUGGACUGUAUAGAUGCCUCCCGAACUCCAAGCGCAUUGUGCGUGAGCAGUAUGGGUUUCACUUCUGGGUUGUCAUACAGCUCAGUAUCACAGCAGUUUUGUGAACUUUUACCUUAGAAUAUUACUAAAUAAAGGAUUCUGCCCUGCUGAUAAAGUA